Messenger RNA from Galeopterus variegatus (Sunda flying lemur), 2168 nucleotides. RefSeq names its product solute carrier family 7 (amino acid transporter light chain, bo,+ system), member 9 (gene SLC7A9). The transcript has 14 exons. Bases 124 to 1599 code for a protein of 491 amino acids. Gene Ontology annotation, cellular component: membrane. Gene Ontology annotation, biological process: amino acid transmembrane transport. NCBI's taxonomy places the organism in Eukaryota, Metazoa, Chordata, Mammalia, Dermoptera, Cynocephalidae. Gene Ontology annotation, molecular function: L-amino acid transmembrane transporter activity. The record is from RefSeq and is a predicted model, not a curated record.
ACAAGACAUGGCCAUUCCUAGGCCUCAACUGUGCAGACGCAGCCAGCUGGUCAGCGGGGCCGGCAGCUCCUCUGGCUCUGCAAGGUCAGGGAGGAAGCCUCCUGGAACGAGCAGGAGGGAAAAAUGGAGACAAACCUGAGAAAACGGAGAGAGGAUGAGAAGUCGAUCCAGAGUAAUGAACCCAAGACCACAGCUCUCCAGAAAGAGUUGGGCCUGCUCAGCAGCAUCUCCAUCAUCGUGGGCACCAUCAUCGGCUCUGGGAUCUUCAUCUCCCCCAAGUCUGUGCUCAGCAAUGCGGAAGCUGUGGGGCCCUGUCUCAUCAUAUGGGCAGCCUGUGGGAUUCUUGCAACACUGGGUGCUCUAUGCUUUGCAGAGCUUGGCACGAUGAUCCCCAAGUCAGGGGGCGAGUACCCUUACCUGAUGGAGGCCUUUGGCCCCAUUCCCGCCUACCUCUUUUCCUGGACCAGCCUGAUAGUCAUGAAGCCUGCAUCCUUUGCCAUCAUCUGCCUCAGCUUUUCCACGUAUGUUUCUGCACCCUUCUACUCAGGCUGCCAACCUCCUGACAUUGUCAUUAAAUGCCUGGCUGCCACUGCCAUCUUGUUCAUCACAACAGUGAAUGCACUGAGCGUGCGGCUAGGCAGCUACCUCCAGAAUGUCUUCACAGCAGCCAAGCUGGUGAUCGUGGCCAUCAUCAUCAUCAGUGGACUCAUCCUCCUGGCUCAAGGAAAUACAAGGAAUUUUGAAAAUUCUUUUGAGAGCACAAAAGUAUCUGUGGGAACUAUCAGUCUGGCAUUUUACAAUGGACUCUGGGCGUACGAUGGAUGGAAUCAACUCAAUUACAUCACAGAAGAACUCAGAAACCCUUACAGAAACCUGCCCCUGGCCAUUGUCAUUGGGAUCUCUCUGGUGACAGUGUGCUACAUCCUCAUGAAUGUUUCCUACUUCACGGUGAUGACCACAACCGAGCUCCUGCAGUCCCAGGCAGUGGCUGUGACAUUUGGGGACCGCGUUCUCUAUCCAGCCUCUUGGGUCGUUCCACUUUUUGUGGCGUUUUCUACCAUCGGUGCUGCUAAUGGGACCUGCUUUACGGCGGGCAGACUCGUUUAUGUUGCAGGCCGGGAAGGCCACAUGCUUAAAGUGCUCUCUUACAUUAGCGUCAAGCGCCUAACUCCAGCCCCUGCCAUCAUCUUUUAUGGUAUCAUAGCAACCAUUUAUAUCAUCCCUGGUGACAUAAACUCAUUAAUCAAUUAUUUCAAUUUUGCCACAUGGGUAUUUUAUGGCCUGACAAUCCUAGGACUCAUUGUGAUGAGGUUUACGAGAAAAGAACUGGAGAGGCCUAUCAAGGUGCCCAUUUUCAUUCCCAUCUUGGUGACUCUCUUAUCCGUGUUUUUGGUUCUGGCCCCAAUCAUCAGUAAACCGGAACUGGAGUAUCUCUACUGUGUGUUAUUUAUGUUGAGCGGCCUUAUAUUUUACUAUCUUUUUGUCUACCACAAGUUUGGAUGGGCUCAGAAAAUCUCAAAGCCUAUUACCAUGCACCUUCAGAUGCUAAUGGAAGUGGUCCCACCAGAGGAAGACCCUGAAGCCAAGUCAAAACUGUGAUGAAUUUAUUUUUAUGACGACAUCAUCUUUUUGGAACCACUUUAUUUGUGGGUGGAAGCUAGAAGGAAAGAAAACAGCUUGUAUAUUCGUCAGCAUUUAUUCACUGAUCAAGGGAAGUCAAUUCUCCAACAGUGAUGGACAUACCUUUUCAGAUGUGGCUGGGUAGUUGUGCUAAUGGAAGUAUCUCCAGUGUUUUCAGAUAAAGUUUCUGUACAAAAAUCAAAUUUUCCUACAGGUUAAUUGUAGGUAACUCCAUAAUGUAUUUACAUAUAUAUUUUUUUGCACCUUAUACAAUUUUUAGAUGAGGAAUUACUCACAAAAGAGUAUAAGUUUCACAGUAACCCAAGUAUCCAGUUGCAAAGAACAAGUAGAAAAAAUUAAAAUGCACAUCACUUAGUGAAACUAUCAUAAUAUUUUAAAAUAAAAACAGGCUUUGACAAAUAUUGAAAUUAAACAAUCAGGAAAUUAAAGUUACUCUUUUGAAGAGGAACUGUAUUACAGUUGCUGGCCACAAGACACAAAUGUUCAGGCUUCUUUGGUGCUGCCAGGACCCCACCAAAGAUGACUUC